Microplitis mediator is the source of this 9364-nucleotide messenger RNA. It is a transcript of the gene sli, whose product is annotated as protein slit. Lineage: Eukaryota; Metazoa; Arthropoda; Insecta; Hymenoptera; Braconidae. Gene Ontology annotation, molecular function: Roundabout binding; calcium ion binding; heparin binding. Gene Ontology annotation, biological process: axon guidance. The transcript is spliced from 29 exons. The record is from RefSeq and is a predicted model, not a curated record. The coding region runs from base 1286 to 5803 and encodes 1505 amino acids.
UUGAGCGCGAGUCGUCGAGCUGAACGGUUGUACGUCUCAGACACGCGUUAAAUUUAUUUAAUUAAUAUUGUCCCGAGAGACGAAAAUAAUAUAACUCGUCAAACUUUUUAUUUAAAAAUUUUUGAUAUCCAUGGUUUUGUGUUUUUUAUUUUAUUUGUGACUAUUUUAUUUUAGUUAAGACUAAAAAUUUAUAUCAAUAGAAACAAAAAAAAUUUAAGUUGACAUGGACUUUAUAUCGUAUUAAAUAUUUAAAAAUUUUUAAGUUACGUGAAAGUUUAAAGUGAUUGUUUUUUAUUUUAUUUUCAUGCUGGAAUUACUGGUUUAUUUUGGAGUGAUUGAAAAAUAAUAUUACUGGUGAUGCGUGCGCAGUACAGGAACUCGUUAGAGAAGCCAAACGAAUGUCAUCGCUAAUUUUGCUAUGGUAGCGAUAAAACCGUACUAUUAGUAAAUUGAUUUAAGUGAUAUUUAGACAAACGAAAGUGUUAGUGCGCGAGUGCAAAUUAUAAUUUUGAGUAAAUAGAGGCUAACUUUGUAAUAAUUAUUUAUUGUGAAAGUUAGAUGAUUGAAUUUGUUGCGCUAAGCGUAAUUAAAGACGUACGUAGGUGCCAAAGUAUCGUACCCUGGCAAAGGGUACGGUAGAAAGCCGACGAGGACCAGCAUCAAGAUAAAGUCACCAGUCUUGCUGUCGCGGGAUGAGCAGGAUCGGGUGCUGGCGUUAGUGGUGGACACCGUUGUCAGUGCGCCCGGGUCUCCCGGCCAAGAAGGGGGUCCUCAUCAAGGCCCCCCCGUGGGCCAGGCAGAUGCAGUGAAUGAAGAGCCACAAUCAAGGUUAAGUGGUGCUGCCAGUCCAAACCCAGUUUAUUUAGCUGAACUCGCGAAAACUCAUUGCAAACAUAUUGUAAUACAACAUACUGAGAAAGUUAAUAAGCUAUUGAAUACUCGAAGUAAUAAUUAUAGUACCCAUAUACCCGAGAGUACCAGGUUGAAUCCUUUGGCUCGCACUAGUCUCUCCAACGAAGAGGAAGUGUUGACUCGUAACCGGGCAGUUUGUCAAGUAAAUUGUGCAACUAGUGUCCAGUCAUUUGGUGUUUGUACUCGGGUCAUCAUUCCUCCUGAGAACAUAGUGCCGACAUCGAGUAAUAACAUUAGCAAUAGUAACAACAACAACAACAAUAAUAAUAGUAACAGUAACAACAAAAGCCACCGGAAAUUUAUUGAAAUUCUCGAGGGUUCCAAUCAGACUGUUAGAAACAUCAACGAGAAGCUUCUAACUAUUGCACAAGCCAUGGCACCAAGUUGGUCUAUGCGUCUCUUGGGCGUGAGUUGUGGUUCAGUGGUUUGUGCUUGGGGACUUCUGCUUGUUUUGUCUGUACUCGGUGGAGCUUCCCACAGUACCGGACUCAACGGCUAUGAUUUCGACAAUGCUGGUACCAUGGAGGACUUGAAUGGUGCCAGAUGUCCAUGGGCUUGCUCUUGUGAAGGACAGGACCUCGACUGCUCAGAACGUGGUCUUACCCAGGUGCCUGGUGAUCUAGCAGUCCUUGCCGAAAAAUUAGACCUACAGGGGAAUAAUAUUUCUGUUGUCUUUAAGACUGACUUUGAAGAUAUGGCAGCUCUUCAUGUAUUACAAUUAUCAAACAACCAAAUUCAUACAAUUGAAAGAGGAGCUUUUAAGGAUUUGGUAGCAGUAGAAAAAUUACGUUUAAACAAUAAUCAAAUUCGCUAUCUACCAGACACUCUAUUCAGCAAUAUGAUGAAUUUACGAAGACUAGAUCUUAGUCACAAUCAAAUCGCAAUGAUUGGACCCAAAACUCUGCGUGGGGUGUCUGCUUUGAAACACUUAUUAAUUGACAAUAAUGUACUGACUUGCAUCGACGAAAGUGCGAUUAGAGAAUUGAAAGAUCUAGAAAUUUUAACUUUGAACAACAACAAAUUAACAACCCUUGGGAAGGAGAUGCUGUUUGGUCUUUCACGAUUGCGUACCUUAAAACUCACGGACAACUUUCUAGUUUGCGACUGUCACCUGGCCUGGCUGUCACGCCAUCUAAAGAGUAUUCCACGACUUGGACAGCAUACAAAAUGUGCCGCGCCGGCUCAUCUCAAGGGACAAAAUCUCGUCGAUUUGCAAGAGCACGAGUUCAAGUGCCCAGGCCUUGUAGAACUUCGUACUGGAUCCGAGUGUACGGCUGAACCUCAAUGUCCACAUCCGUGCAGAUGUGCCAAUGGAAUUGUCAAUUGUCGAGAGAGUUCUUUGGAAAAAGUACCAACUCAUCUCCCUGAGGAUACCACUGAAUUGCGGCUUGAACAAAAUAGCAUUACGGAAAUCCCACCAAAGGCGUUCUCGCCUUACAGAAAAUUAUCGAGAAUUGACUUGAGUAAUAAUAAAAUAAAAAAAGUUGCUGCUGAUGCUUUUCAUGGAUUAAAAUCUCUUGAAUCUUUAGUAUUGUAUGGUAAUAAAAUAACUGAACUGCCCGGUGGUGUAUUUCAAGGACUAACUAGUUUGCAAUUACUUCUACUGAAUGCCAACGAUAUUUCCUGUAUACGUACUGAUCUAUUUCGUGACCUCACAAGUUUAACAUUGCUAUCACUCUACGAUAAUAAUAUUAAAUCACUUGCCAAUGGAACUUUUGCCAAUCUGCGAAGCAUCAGAACACUACAUUUGGCGAAAAAUCCAUUUAUUUGUGAUUGCAAUCUACGGUGGCUGAGUUUGUAUCUCCAUGAGCAUCCAAUCGAAACAUCUGGAGCAAAAUGUGAAUCACCUAAACGAGCUGCAAAGCGGAAGAUUGACGUGAUGCGGGACGAAAAGUUCAAAUGUAAGGGUGACGAAAAGUUACUGACCAAGAGAGCAGGAGAGUGCAUUUUACCGGGAGCUUGUCCAUCACCUUGUACGUGCAACGGAGCAACUGUAAAUUGUGCUGAUAAAAAACUCACUUCAAUUCCACGAGAGUUACCAAUUUAUACAUCAACACUUUUAUUGGGAAAUAAUGAGAUUGAAAAAAUCAAAGCCGACAGUUUGUUUGAAAAACUUCCUGAAUUACAACACUUAGAUCUGAGAAGAAAUAAAAUUACACGAAUAGAAGCGUCUGCUUUUAAAGGAGCUCAUCAACUUACCGAACUACUCUUGUCUGACAAUAAACUAAGAGAAGUUCACGAUAAAAUGUUCACGGGACUGGUUAACUUGAAAACUUUAAACUUGAGUGGCAAUGCAAUUACUUGUGUAAUGCCGAGUUCAUUUGAGGGACUAGCUCACAUUCAUGAGAUUAACAUGCAAGGCAAUCCUUUAUCAUGCAAUUGUCAUCUCGCGUGGUUUGCCGAGUGGUUGAGAACUCGCGACAUACCAGGCGUCAUUGGACGAUGCCACGAUCCGCCGAGAUUGAAGGACGCCCACGUUAAAGACAUUCCACGUCACGAGUUCAAAUGCAACAGCGAUAGUGUUGGCUGUCUUGGUGACGAUUAUUGCCCACCACGAUGUCACUGUGCAGGAUCAGUGGUAAGCUGCUCUAGAUCACAUCUGACGGAAAUACCCCGUGGCAUUCCACCAGAGACCACUGAACUGUAUCUUGACGUAAAUGACAUAAAAACGAUUCAACCCGAGAGACUUAGUCACUUGAGGAUGCUGACAAGAUUGGAUUUGAGUAACAACCAAAUUGUUAUGCUUGCGAAUGACACGUUCAAGAAUUUAACCAAACUAUCACAUCUAAUAAUAAGCUACAACAAACUCCAGUGUGUUCAAAAAGAUUCUCUGGCAGGACUUAAAUCUUUGAGAAUAAUUUCUCUUCAUGGAAAUGAAAUUUCAACAAUUCCCGAAGGAACAUUUGACGAUUUAAAAGCAAUAACUCACGUAGCAUUGGGUUCAAAUCCAUUGUAUUGUGAUUGUCAUAUGCGCUGGUUAGCAGAAUGGGUUAAAAAAGAUUCCGACGUAGAACCUGGGAUUGCAAGAUGCAUGGAACCUCUUGCAAUGAAAGAAAAACUUCUGCUAACAGCACCAGCAAGCGCCUUUGUUUGCAAAACCAAACAACAACCUGCCGAGGUCUUGGCCAAGUGCGAUGUGUGUUACACCUACCCAUGUCAAAAUGGGGGAUUAUGCGAGGCACUUCAGGACAGGGAAUUCCAUUGCAAGUGCACGCCAGGAUAUCACGGGGACCGGUGUCAACAUAAAAUUGACGCGUGCUAUGGAAAUCCUUGCCGGAACGCCGGAACUUGUAAAGUACUGGAAGAAGGAAGAUUCAGUUGCGACUGCGCCCCCGGUUACGAGGGACUCAGAUGUGAAAACAACGUCGACGACUGCACAAAUAACAAGUGCGCCAACAACUCAACCUGCGUGGACCUCGUUCAGGCCUACAGAUGCGACUGUACACCGGGAUUCAUGGGAGAAUACUGCCAGACGAAAAUCCCAUUUUGCACAAAAGGACACGACCCAUGUGAGAACGGAGGCCGCUGUGUUGACCACAGGACCCACUACAGUUGUGAGUGCCCAAUCGGCUUCAGUGGCCUUAACUGUUCCACAAAUUUGGAUGAUUGUGUCGAUCAUCUCUGCCAGAACGGUGCUACUUGCAUCGAUGGCAUAAAUAAUUACGAGUGUAAGUGCCCGGCGGAAUACACAGGAAGGUAUUGUGAAGCAGCGCCUUCGACAGCUUUACUUUAUCCACAAACAAGUCCGUGUGCUCAUCAUGAUUGUCAACACGGCGUUUGCUUCCAACCUUCUUCUGAUUCUGCAGCGGGUUAUCUUUGCCAGUGCCAUCCCGGUUACACUGGAAAACGAUGUGAGUACCUGACGAGCCUGAGCUUCGUGGACAACAGCUCGCUGGUCGAGCUAGAGCCGCUUCGCACGAAGCCCGAGGCUAAUGUGACCAUCGUCUUCACAACCACUCACGAAAAUGGGGUUUUACUCUACGACGGUAUAGAGCAAAGUGGUGAACAUAUUGCAGUUGAACUAUUUAACGGUCGUGUACGAGUUUCCUAUGACGUUGGAAACUAUCCAACCUCUACAAUGUACAGCUACGAAAUGGUCUCAGAUGGAAAGCCACAUAUGGCCGAGCUUAUUGCAAUAAAGAAGAAUUUUACUCUGAGAGUAGAUCGAGGACUUGCUAGAAGUAUUAUCAAUGAAGGCACUAGGGAAUAUCUCAAGCUCAAUACUCCAAUGUACGUUGGCGGUGUACCAUCCGAAGUUGCUACUAACGCAUUCUCACAAUUUCACCUGAGAAAUGUAACCAGUUUUCAAGGUUGCAUAUCAGGAAUGUGGAUAAACCAUAAGUCAGUAGACUUUAAUAACGCUGCCAAGAUGCAUCGCGUGACUCCUGGAUGUGCUUCUGGUGAAGAAGAGGCCGAUGAAGCUGGUAAGGAUAUCGUUGAAGCAGCUGAAUCUAAUAACAGUGGUAACAUUGAAGACUCUAUGCAGCAUGAACAUGUUGUGCACGAUAAUUCAGAUAUCGUUGUAUCAGUACCAGGCGCAAGUAUUAUCGAUCCUUGUACAAGUCACGAAUGCCAUAAAGGCUCACAAUGUGUACCAUCUCUAUUCGGAAAUGGUUACUCUUGUCGGUGUCAGACUGGCUGGCAAGGCCGAUAUUGCGAGAAAGCGCCAACGUGUCGUAAAGAACACACACGAGAGUAUUACAGCGAAAACGGUUGCCGCAGUAGGCGUCCAGUUAAACUAGCUAAAUGCUGGGGCAGCUGUGGUAAUUCAUGUUGCCUACCACGAAAAACUAAACGUCGUAAGGUCCGCUUGAUUUGUGCUGACGGGAAACGGUACACAAAAGACGUUGACUUAAUACGUAAGUGCACAUGCACACGUAAAUGCUACUAGACUGGAACAAAUCAAUUGCCAAUUCAUCACACCGUCAUAUAGGAUUUUUAAAAAAUAUAAACUUAAAAAUAAACCCCAUUAUUCCAUAUUUAAUAUUCAUCAUUAAAUUUAGGCAUUUGUUGUUUUUUUUAAUUUUUUUGUACGUGCCUAUUUAAUACUUAAAUAAAAACAAGUAAUUAAUUAUCAAACAGUGAGUGACGAGGUGCGGAUUAAAUUUGAUGGACACACACAGCCGGCUCAGUGUGAUAUGUAUUAUUAAGAAUAAUAUUAUAAUAUAAUUAUUAUUAUUAUUAAAGUAAUAAUAAUUAAUUCAUAGAUAUAAAUUAAACAUUAAUUGUUUAUUAAUUAUUCAUAUUAAAUAAGUAUUUGUAUAAGGACAUAUUUUUAGUAUUAAAAUUAUGUACAAGCACGUAUCGAUUUAUUUGCUGUUUGAUAAUCAAAUUUAUUGUAUACGUGCUUGUAUUUAUAUAAAUAUACGAUGGGCUAUAAAAUAUUGAAAUAUAUGUAUUAUAUGAUUCGACGAAAUGAUCAAUUAAUCGCAUUUUAAAAUCCACGAUUAUAUUGCGAUUAAAUUUGUAAAUGAAACGACGCAUAGCAAACGUAAAAAAUUGAAUUUUCAAUAUCCCAAAUACGGUAAAAAUUGGGAUUCUGUUGAUACUUGGUACGUAAAUGGUCAAAAUAAUUAAUUCUUCUCGCUCUCCUGCCUUGGAAUUAAAAAAAAAACAUCAAGGUUUAAAAAUGUGUGAUGAAGCGAUUUAAUAAAAAAUAGUUACGAUUGUAAUAAAAUGGACUAUUAUAUAUAUGUAUAUAUAUACCCAUGUAAAAAAAAUUCGUUCCAAAAACGUUCAUGACAGUGAAGUUCUAAAAUUGAGACAAUUUUGACCUGUAAGUUAAAUGUUUUUGGAACUUUGAAAAAUUAGAACGUGAACAAUUUUCACCAGGUGAGGGCUUGUCCUGCACGUAUUUUUUAAAUUUUUGAGCAAAAAUAAUUUGACGACAAUUUUUUGGGAAUGAAGAACAUUAAAAAAAAAAAAAAAAACGGAAUUAAGUAGGAAUUUUGAAAUUUACGACUCUUACCUGAAUUGUUCAGGUAUGAGGCAAAAAAAAAUAAACAUGGUUUGAAAAUAUUUGUAAACAUUUUUUGAUUUUUAUUAGAAGUUUUUGGGAAGAUUAAUUUUUUUUUACUUUUUGACUUGUUCAAAAAUAGUCAAAAAAUUGAGUGAUUGGACCUAAUUAUGAACUCACAAAAUCGUCAAUUCAAAUCAUUUUUGUUUACAAAAUGAGAAAAAAAAAACGUCCACACUAGUUUAAAAUUUUUCACACUUGUAAUUAUUUUAAAAUUCCAAAAAUAUUCCACUCAAAGUUUAGAAUUGUCUUAAUUUUAAAAGUUCACUGUCAGGAACAUUUUUGGAACGAAUUUUUUUUUACAUGCGUAUAUGUAUAAAUAGGAAAAUAAACAAAUACUAGUAAUGGAUAAUUUUAAAAAAUAUUUUUUCAAUUUGAGAAUAUUCAUCAUAAUUUAAAUUAUAAAUGAACUUAUUUCUUUAUAAAUACAGUGUACCUAAUUCACGAACACAUUAUCCACUGCCAAUAUUAAGUUUAUUUGUAUCCAUACAUUUUUUUCUUUUACUAUUCACAAGUAUUUUUAUUUUUAUCUCUUAGCAUUCACUGUAAAUUGAUUUAAUAGUAAAAAUAUUUUUGUAAGACCAUUUUAAAUGUUGAGAGCUUGGACGAAAAUUUGUUUCAACAUUUCGUAUUAAUUAUACAAUAAUAUUAUUUUAGAUUAAUAAAAUAUGUAAUUGAUUAAUAAUUAGUAUACACAAACGAUUAAAAGUAAAAUAUUUUUUAUACGAGUUUUUUUAUUUUUAAAUUUUUAACGAGAAUUUUACGUUUUAAAUUAUUGAUUGCAAUAAAAUUUUUUUAUUUUUAAAUAUUUUCAAAGCUUCAAAUUGAGAUAUAAUAAAAUUAAUAGGUCAAUUAAAAAUACGAUCAAAUAAAUCAAUUAAAUAUAUGUAGUUACAAAGCUAUCAAAUUAAAUUGAAUAAUUUAAUUUAAUUUAUUUUGCAUACAGUAAAACUCGAGAUUAGUAAUAAUUUAUCGAGAAUACUGUGUCCAAAUUCUCAAUAUUAUUUAAAUUAAAAGUAAUUAAAAAAUAUAAAAAUGAAGUAAAAUACACUUGUAAAUUUUAAACACAAAUACCUAAACAUAUAACACAAUAAAAUAUUAUUAUUUCAUAAAAAUAAAUUAAUGACUAGGGUGUGUGAAUAGUUUGAAGUUACGAAUUAUUCGUAUUGAAUCGAAUCGAACUAUUCGAUUUGAAUUUCGAAUUUUUCGUAAGUUUUUAAAUUAUUUGAAAAUUUACGGAUAAUUUCAAAAUUUUUUUUUCAACGACUUAAAACUGUACAUAAAAUAGUUUUUCGAGUAAUUCAAAUUUUUUCCGAGGUAAAUGGAGCUUACACACGAAUCUACGAAAAAAUUAUUUUUGGUUACUUUAAAAACUAAACUCUCCAUUAAAUAAAAACUGAAUAUUUGAAAGCUGAUGAGAAUUUUCUCGAUUCCAAUCGAGUAAUUUGAGAAGUUAAAAAUAAUUUAAAAACUUACGGACAAUUAUAAACGACGAAUAAUUUGAUACGUUACGAAUAAAUAGAAAAUUUUCGAAUAAUUCAAAACUUUUCAAACAAUUCGAAAUUCGAACGCGAUUCGCACAUCCCUGUAACAUUCAAAUAGAUGUAUUAUAAUAACAUUCAAAUGAAAUAAUUUAAUGGUAUUAUUAUUUAAGUCCACUAUAAUUGUUAAAUAAUAACAUUUAUUUCGAAAAUAUUUUUUUUAUUCUAUAUUAAAUCAGAUGGUGACCAAUGAUAAAUGAAUUAUAAUGUGAAACAAAAAAUAAAAUAACGUAUCUAUAAAUAAAUGACGACAAAAGUAAUUAUUGAUAAAUAGAUACGUCUUUAUGGACAAUAAUAAUGAGGAACCGAAAGUAGGUGUCUAUAGUUAAUGCGAUAAAGAGUAUCGGCAUGUAAAGGAUUGUGCUUCCUUUUUGUCUUUUACAUAAUAAUAAUUAAAAUAAAAUAAUAAUUACUUGCAAUAAAAUUGCUGAGAAAAAAAAAACCCUUAAUAAUUGGUGUAAAAAUUUUUAACUGGUAGGAAAUUAUUUGAUUUUAAAUCAAUCAUAAUUGCAAGUCGUUAAAUUUUUCAAUAGAAUUAAAUAUUAGUAUCAACAAAAAAAAAAAAUAACCGUAAAAAAAAGUAAUUAAUUCUUUAUAAUUAUUAUUAUUAAAAUAAAUGCCAUGAACUUUUUUGGAUGACACUGAAAGUGAAUUUUCAAAUUAUUGUCAAAAUGCGAUUAUUAAAUACCGAUAGUGAGUCUAUGAAUAAAAUGCGAAAGAAAGAAUGAAGAAAUGUGUGAAUGAUAGAUAUAUGGACGAAUGUUUUAAAGAAAUGACUGAUAUAGAUCGAAAGUAAAUUGAAAAUAAAUUUAUAUAUAAUUAUUACCGAAAAAACUGAUGAAUGCAAAUUUAGCAGCCGAAAAAAAAAAAAAAAUGAAAAAUAAGUGUAUUUAAA